Messenger RNA from Arthroderma uncinatum, 1368 nucleotides. RefSeq names its product diphthamide biosynthesis protein 1. Lineage: Eukaryota; Fungi; Ascomycota; Eurotiomycetes; Onygenales; Arthrodermataceae. The record is from RefSeq and is a predicted model, not a curated record. The coding region runs from base 1 to 1368 and encodes 455 amino acids. The transcript is spliced from 3 exons. Gene Ontology annotation, biological process: protein histidyl modification to diphthamide. Gene Ontology annotation, molecular function: 2-(3-amino-3-carboxypropyl)histidine synthase activity.
AUGGAAGAACUUGCCGCCGCCUUUAGCCGUGUAAUGACGGAUAAUACAGAGAAGAUGGAUGCGCCGGUUGUGGCACCAGCUGUGGCACCAACUAAUGGCAUGAGAGUGCCAAAGAAGAGGUUCAUCGGAAGGAAAGCUGCAGAUGCUCAGGCGCAGAGGAAUGGAGGGGAUACCGAGCAGUCGCAUACCACAACCAUACAGCAAGCAUCAACCAGACGAGGCCCUAGAGCGCUCAACCAGAUCCCCGCAGACAUACUUGAUGAUGAAGAUAUCAAAUCCGCCAUCUCCCUCCUACCGCACAACUACUCCUUCGAAAUACCCAAAACAAUACACAGAAUACGAUCAUCUGGCUCCAAGCGGGUGGCUCUCCAAUUCCCCGAAGGGCUGCUACUGUUUGCCACUACAAUAUCAGAUAUUCUAAACCAGUUCUGUCCGGGAGUCGAGACGGUCAUUAUGGGAGAUGUGACAUACGGCGCAUGCUGUAUCGACGAUUAUACCGCUCGGGCGCUAGGGUGUGACCUGCUAGUCCAUUAUGCGCAUUCAUGUCUUAUACCCGUGGACGUCACCAAGAUAAAAACACUCUAUAUCUUCGUCGACAUCGGUAUCGACACCCAACAUCUCGUCGACACUCUACUGCGAAACUUCACCUCCGGUCAAAGGAUAGCAAUAGUAGGCACGAUACAGUUCAACGCUACUCUGCACGGACUGAAACCAGCUCUAGAAAAAGAAGGGUUCCAUAUCGUUGUACCGCAGAUAAUGCCGCUAAGCAAAGGAGAGAUUCUAGGCUGCACUUCACCCCAGCUGUCGAGCGGGGAGAUAGAUCUACUUCUCUAUCUGGGUGAUGGCCGAUUCCAUCUUGAAUCAGCCAUGAUUCAUAACCCAUCUAUACCAGCGUAUCGAUACGAUCCGUACUCCCGCAUCCUUAGCAGGGAACGAUAUGAUCAUGAAGAAAUGCAGGAUCUGCGCCGAACGGCAAUAAAUGUCGCUAAAUCGGCAAAGAGGUGGGGGAUUAUAUUGAGUAGUUUGGGGCGGCAGGGGAAUCCGCAUACGAUGGCGAUGAUUGAAGCACAUCUUAACGAGAAGGGUAUACCGUUUGUAAAUUUGUUGCUUAGCGAGAUAUUUCCGGGGAAGUUGGCGAGUAUGCCGGACGUCGAUUGUUGGGUGCAGAUCGCUUGUCCCAGACUGAGCAUUGAUUGGGGAUAUGCGUUUCCUAAGCCCCUGCUAACACCAUAUGAGGCGUUGAUCGCGUUGGGGAUCAAGGAAGAUUGGGAUAAGGCGAAUAAUGGUAUAUACCCCAUGGACUUUUAUGCAAAGGAAGGCCUGGGGCGGACAAAACCUGGUGCUACUAUCGCCUCGUCGGCUGGAUAG